CGUAAGUCUCGUCAAAUGGGAGAUGGUUGGAAGGAAUCCCCGGCCCAAACCGCACUUUUGACAUGUCACAUUUGUCCAUCACUUGCAUUGGUUGUCCAUCACUACAAACAACCGGAAAUCCGGAAAUCCGCUGCGCAUGACCAUGUUCAAGGUCAGCUAGCCCGCCAUUCGGUCAACGGAAGAGGCAGGAGUAUCCAUACCGCUAUUAGCAUAUGGAAGGAACGGCUCGCAAAGCCGCACCGUCGAGGCCGAGGUAUCCAUCCAAGUUCACCUGCAACAGUAGGCGUGCCGAGAGUUAGGAGCAAGGCUCGGCGCGCUAAUAAGAGUCGAAGAAUAAGUCACGCCCUGCGGUUUUCCCCAGCCCUGAAGACACAUUAGCUCGCAGCCUUACUUUUCAGGACUCAGGUCGGAUGGGAUGGAGUCCGUCGAAGCAUCCGAGAACCACCUGCCUCAAUGGCAGAGCACUCUAGCAAGAUGCCUUGAGGGUCAUGAACCAUAUGACAUCAAGGAAAUAUCCGAGACUGAAACACACGCACAGGACGUGCGCAAGUUUCUGAACUCGCUCGCUCGCGACGACAAAAGUUCGCCUCAUGUGAGGGAAGCAUCGUUUAUCAUCCUGCCGUAUCUCGUCCACUUUGAAGCUGUCAGUGACUUUUUUGCCGAAAACUUGGGCCCGCGUUUCGACACAUCGCCAGUGUGGGCUAUGUUCCUCCUCGUCACAAAGCUCGCCUCCGAAAUGCCUUAUCCUGAGGCAUUCAGGCAGAUAGCCGUCAUGAUAAAGCGGAUCGGCCAGAAGAUUGACCUGUUCAACGAGUACAGCAAGGGUGAGGAUGUAAAGCCUAAGCAGAUGAAUGAAGCUGCGCUGGACAUCCAGAUUGAACUGGCUGGUUUCUUCAGCACGGUUAUCCGCUUUUUCCGGCAUGAGGGAACGUCGGAUCCGUCCGCAACCACCUGGGAUAAGGCUCACGGUAACAGCUGGAAUGGGACCAUCACAAAAGCCUAUAAUCUGUCACAAGCCAGCAUGACCGAGAUAUUUCAGAGAAUCGAAAAACUGGCUCUCUUCGCCACCAAGAGAACCAGGGCCGAGGAUCUCCGGAGCCAAGAGGCACUCCUGGCGCCGCCGUCGGAAGCGGUCAGCGAAGAGCCCAAGAAACGUUGCAUCAUGAUUCCCAGGGCCGGAAAUGACUUCUUUUUUGACCGAGACGGAAUCAUUGACAAGAUUGACGAGGCGUUUUAUCCGACGUCGGGGCAGCCAAAGGUAACUUCCCUUCUGCUACACGGCAUAGGCGGUGUGGGGAAGAGCUAUGUGGCCAUGAAAUACGCCCGACACAAGACAGAUCAUCACAUCUUGUUUCUCAUAGCCGAAAGCAAGGGAUCACUGGCACAGAGUAUCACAGAUGCUGCUGUCAUGCUUGAUCUGCCACGGGCCGCCAUAGACAAGGACGAGAUGAACCGCAUCAUCCUGUUCAGAUGGUUUCAGGAGACUAAAGAUCCAUGGCUCCUGAUAUUCGACAAUGCGGAAAGUAAAGACCUACUCCUCAAGUACUGGCCGCCUAGCUUUACAACAGGCAGGAUCCUGAUUACCUCGCGGAACAGAAAUCUGCAGUUCGCUCCGGCAGAUAAGGGAAUUGAAGUUCCACCAUUCGACCCUACUUCUGGCCAGCAGUUGUUGCUGGAGCUUGUACGAGCCGAUGUUAUCCAAGACGCCAAUGAGGCUCGGUAUGCACUGGAGCUCUCCCAGCAGUUGGACGGCCAUGCUUUGGCCCUUUCGUUCGUCGGCGGCUUGGUCAACACCAAUAGCUGGUCCAUACACGAGUUUCUUGUCGAGUACGAGAGAAAUAAGCGUGCAGUCCAUAAGCUGGAUCGUCUCGGUUCACUUUGGGCCAUCUGGAAAGUGGCGUUCGCCUCUCUCCGCGAGCCCAGUUCGACUAUUCUUGGAAUUUUGGCCUACAUUAACCCAGACUCCAUCCCAGAGGUCAUAUUUACGCAAGCCAAGGAGAAGUCCCUACCAGCGUGCCUGAAAUGCUGCUCUGGCAGCGCGUUUGCCUUGUCCGGCAUUGUCGAGGACCUAAUCACCCUGGCGCUAGUCAAGAAGGACGGGACAAGCAGGGCCUUCUCGCUCCAUCGCCUUGUGCAGACGCAGUUUCGAUACUACUUGGACAGUACCCGACGCCAGGAAGCCUUCGACAACACCGUCAAGCUCCUGUUCGACGGGUUUGGCACCUUCCAGGGUCAGUUUUACGACAAAUGGAAGAACUGCCAGAUGUACAUCCAGCAAAUCAUUUCGCUGAAGAACCAUUUCAAUGCGGAGCGAGAGGAAAAAGAGCGAGAGGGAGGUAAUGAAGAGGAGUAUGUCAAACCGACUGUGCGCUUCUGUUGGCUGUUCACAAAUGCAGCACGUUUUCUCCUCGAAACGGCCAACUACGCCGAGCUCGAAGACGUUUUAUCCGUCGCAGGGCGGGCAUUCAAUCUACUCACCGAGGCGGAGAAGCAACAGGGCGUGCCAGUCCGGUGUUCCAUCCUUAGCAACACCGGCCUGCUCCAUGCGCACAGGGGCUUUUUCGACCUGAGUCUUCCCAAGAUUGAAGAGUGCUACAAGUUCCGGUGCGAGAUGAAGGAACAAGACUGGGCAAAACUCAGCUGGAUCGAAGUGGCCAUGGGCAACGUCCUGUCGUCUGCCGGAAAGUUCGAGGAUGGGCUCAAAUGGCAGCUCAAGGCCGAGGAAACGAGGAGGAAGGUCGCCAAUGACGUAGACGACGUCAAGUCGACCGCAGUAAUCCACCAAAAUAUUGGACGGUGUCAUGCUCUCCUUGGCCAGUUCGACGAGGCGGACCAGCGCCUCCAGCUGGCCAAGAAGGAAUUCGAGGGAUCAAAGAACUGGGGCAUGUUGGCAUACACGCUGUUCGCCCUAGCCAACAUCGAGAGACGCAGGAACAAGCACACAGCCGCGAAGGAAGGCUACGAGAAGGCACGGAGCAUAUGGGUAUCCGGCGGCCAGCUAGAGACCCACCAGUUCAACGGUGCGUGCAUGUACAAGCUAGGCUGCGUGUGUGACGAUGUUGGAGACAUCGAAAAUGCCGUAAAACACUUACGCGAUGCCCUAAUUGUGGCCAAAUUAAACGAGGAGGCUAUGCCGGGAGAUUACGCGCGCGUCCUGCACAAGCUGUCUCAGGUCCUGGCCAAGAAUCCCGGCACGGAGGUGGAGGCGACGGAGAAGGCCGUGGAAGCCCUGCGAGUCAGGAUGGGCAGAAAACUGAGCAUCCAGAGCAGCAAAUCGAACGAGUCGGAGUGGUCGAUUGUAACCCCUAAGACAGUGGCCACCGAGAGCUGGACGGAGGUUCCAACCGCUCCGGAGUGGUCGGGAGAGGACUCUGAAGAGACGUACGAUGGGCUCGUUUAUGUCCUCUGGCGAUGAUGGUAUUGUACCUAUCUUUUCGCCACUAGCUGCGAGGAUUUGUGAAUGAUUCGGCAAGCUACAUCUUGACGCCGUAGUUCUUCUUGACUAAUACAUGAUGUCAAUUUC
Messenger RNA from Phialemonium atrogriseum, 3523 nucleotides. RefSeq lists its product as uncharacterized. The record is from RefSeq and is a predicted model, not a curated record. Bases 416 to 3415 code for a protein of 999 amino acids. Gene Ontology annotation, molecular function: protein binding; ADP binding. Lineage: Eukaryota; Fungi; Ascomycota; Sordariomycetes; Cephalothecales; Cephalothecaceae. The transcript is spliced from 8 exons.